GCAUUUAAUUAGUGAGGAGGAAGAAGAAGAAGCGGCAGGACGGGACGGGACAGCGCACCGCCCCCUCCACACUGCCCCGGGCUCCGGCUACACUCACAGCCGACACAGAGAACCGCAGCUCGGCCGUUUGGAGCUUUGACGCAGCGGAGGAAACGUUUACUCACAAAGUUGUCGCUGUGGAGCGCGUUGGAGAGGAUUUAUCUCACUCUGCUGGAUGGUUUAAAGCUUUUCAUUUUAAAGGUUGUGUUUUUCAGCGGGGGAGUUUCGCUCACAGUUUUGGAUCGUCUAAGCAGAGUCCUGUCAACUCGUAACUCUGCGGAAGAACGCGUCAUUAACGUGACCCGCACGGUGCGUUUUCAUGCCGCGUCCCGCUCCGUGAGUGAUGAUUGAUUUGGAAAUGUCAGCGCCGCCGCUGCGCGCUGCUCCGCACACUCCAUCAUCCCGGCGGGGCUGAGGGAAAGUAAGAAACCACCUGUUGUGGAAGUUUCCUGGAGCUUCUCACGGAUAAACCCGAGCUGCUGAAACCAGACUCCGGACUGAGCCGAGUGGAGACGCGCAGGCAGCGGAAUGCGGCUUUUACGCACGGAGCAGACGCAGUUUCUGAGAAGAGGCUCCUCUCUAAUGAGUGAUAAUCUGCACUGCCGUGUCUCCACGCUCCGUGUUGUGUGUUUGCAGUGAGCAUGUUGCCAUGGUGUCCCGGGCUCAGAUGAGCCGGACGGCGGAGCUCCGGUCGGGAUGGCUCGGGAGGACGCGGUGAGGUGUCUGCGCUGUCUGCUCUACGCGCUCAACCUGCUGUUCUGGCUGAUGUCAGCAUGUGUGCUGGGAGUGGCCGCCUGGAUCAGAGACUCUCUGAACACCGUCCUGACCCUGACAGCCCACACCAGGUUGGAGGAAGCAGCCGUCCUCACAUAUUCUCCAGCUGUUCAUCCCGUCAUCAUCGCCGUGUGCUGUUUCCUCAUCAUCGUGGCCAUGGUGGGAUACUGCGGCACGCUCAGAUGCAACCUGCUGCUGCUGUCCUGGUAUUUCUGCAGUCUGCUGGUGAUCUUCUGCGUGGAGCUGGCGAGCGCGGUGUGGACCUAUGACGAGCCGUCGGUGCAGCGCUCUGAUAUGAUCAGCCUGAAGUCUCGGAUGCCAAACUUCGGCCUGCAGCGUUACCAGUGGCUCACACACACCUGGAACAGCUUCCAGACCGAGUUUAAGUGCUGCGGUGUGAUCUACUUCACUGAUUGGCUGGAGAUGACAGAGAUGGAGUGGCCACCUGACUCCUGCUGCUCCAAUCAGUAUCCAGGAUGUGCUCGCCACGCCCACUACCACGACCUCAGCGACCUGCACCAAGAGGGCUGCGGUCCGAAGAUCUACAGCUUCAUUCGAGGGACGAAGCAGCUGCAGGCGCUGCGUUUCCUGGGCGUGUCCAUCGGCGUGGCUCAGAUCCUGGCCAUGGCGCUCACCCUCACGCUGCUGUGGGCGCUUUACUAUGGCCGAAAGUCGCCAGAGCUGGACACCACACUGGCGGCUCCAGACGACUCCACCCCCCUCACAGUGACACACGGACCUUCAGCUGAAGCUCCACAGUCAGGCUGUGGCCGCACUAACAAGAGCUGUGCCGUGAUGACAAGCACCGCUGCCGCCAAGCCCAGCGAACUCCAGUUUGAGAUGGAGCGGCUGUCGUAGCAGACGGCGUCACGCUGCGGCCUGAACGCAUCCAAGGAUUUAAAGUCUUAUUUUAUCAGUUUAUUCAUCAGUUCUGUCAGAAAUCAGAACGUUUGACUCCACGAGGUCACAACUGACAUCUGAGGACACGGACAACUGCUCUGCAUGAUCCCAGACACAAACUCUGCGUCUUCAUGUAUCUACACAGGCUGCUCACAAACUGUUCGUACAUUUUUCCUAUGAAAAACAAAAUUCAGACAAAUCCCGCACGAUCACAAGCCAGUAAGACUCGUCUAUGCUUGAUUUUAGAGAGGGACGGAGCCUUCUGUCAGUACUCUGUGUAGAGUAGAACCCCUGCAGAUCAUGGAGGUGGUGUAUUGUGGUACAUGUAAGAAACGACAGUAGGAGACGAACAAGAUAUUUAAAUAGUGGCACAACGGAACAAAUCAGGAAUAUAAAAUAAUAUAUAGAGAAAAGAAUUCGCCAUCAACACGUCGUGAUGUAUUUAACAACCUCACAGACCACCACCGUCUACAGCACUACCUCUGUUUGAAGGUACAUGACCACGAUCUCCUCCACCCUCACCUCGUUUGUUGCUGUGUGAAACUUUUGACUCCGUCCUCUAGUGCCAUCCUCUACUCCGAAGUCAUCGGAUACCAGCGCUUGGUCAGUGACUUCCAGCGUCAGACACUGAUGGAAAAAGCCAUCCUUUCAUGUCAGCAUGAUACAUGGCUGGUCGCCCAGGAGGUUCACUUCCUGUACGAUUGUAAAGCAAAACCUGUUCUUUUUCUGAAACCCAACCACGUGUGUGUGUGUUGGCUAAACGUAACCACAUGUGUGUGUUGGCUAAACGUAACCACGUGUGUGUGUUGGCUAAACGUAACCACGUG
Molecule: messenger RNA, 2540 nt
Organism: Epinephelus lanceolatus (giant grouper)
Lineage: Eukaryota; Metazoa; Chordata; Actinopteri; Perciformes; Serranidae
Gene: tspan12
Product: tetraspanin 12
Cellular component (GO): plasma membrane
Source: RefSeq, a predicted model, not a curated record